CACCAAUUCUCAUCUUUGUUGUACUCCAUUUAACAUUACGCGCUGUGGCUCGUCGGUGCUCAUCAUCAUGCCUCCAGUAACUUCCUCUCGCAAAGUAACGGUAAAUUCAAGAAGCUCGAAGCCGAAGACUGCUGUUCCAUCUUAUGAACUGGACGGGCGAACAACCUCCAAAGCGAAGGGGAAACAGAUGACGAGAGACGAGUCUCCGGAAGAACGAAAAAAUUCGGCAAUGCUUGAUGUAAAUACAUCUCUACAGACCCUAUCAUCAGUCGCAAAAUCCGGCUGGAAGGCAAAUUCGGAGGAGGGGAGAAUGAAGUCGACCCCGCUCAGCAAGGUCUUAGCUGCUGUCUCUCGCGCAGAUGAAGCUUUGUCAUGCCUUCGUGUUCUAUGUCCGGAUGACCUUGACGUAGAGCGCGCUGCGUCAAGCAUGAUGAGCAAGCUGUUUGUGUUGGAGAUGCAUGAUACAGCCCUUCCCUUUCUAAGCAAUAUGCACGCUCGUCUGCUCGCUUUUCUCGGGGCACCUGAUCGAAAAGCAACAGUACACUCCUCAUCUGCCCCAAAGUUGCCAGUCCACCUACUUUCCCUCCCGCUGCCCACGAUAUCGCCACCAGCAGACACCGUGCUCCUCACGCUUAUAUCAACCUAUCUAAUCCACGCAAUAAUUUCCCUCACGCAUAUCGCGGUAUCCUCGCCGUCGUCGACUAACCCAGACUCGUUCUCUACUGCUCUCCUUGAAUCCAGCACGCUCUUGGCAUGGGUACCUUAUUGUGUAUCCUUGCCUAGCAAGCACGUAGACACUAUGCUUACACGGGCAUACACAAUCCUGACGAAAUCAUGCUCCGCGUUUUCUGCGAGCUCGCGCUCGACCUUCCUCAUUCGCAUGUACGCGCUCAAGUGCCUUCUCUGCACGAGUGCCGGAACUGUUCAGCCAAGCACCUUCUGGGAUCAAAUUCAGAAAUCGUGCACUAUGUACGUUAAAACCUCUUCUCCCAUGUCAGAGGCGGAGGAACUCUCCGUCGCAAAGUUCGUGUCAGAGCGCCUUGGCGAGGUCGUACAGAUUGCACAGUCCAAACCAUCAUUCGUGGAGGGGAAGUCAUUUGUUCUGCUCUGUGAGACGUGGACAAGUUUCGCGAAGCGUAGCAACGAUCUACGCACCCUUGACCGCAUAACAGACCUAAUGGGUCCGGUAUCGCCGUCAUCUUGCUCAUCGACCUCGGUCGAUGACCUAGCCAACAAUAUCAGUAAACUCAAUAUCUCCGUUCCUUCGCCGAGAGAUAAAGACACCGCUGUUCUUGAAUGUGCAAGAGCCUGUGCGGUAUUAACCAAAGUCACGGCAUGCUUGGACGCAAACUCCGCCGAAACGGAUGACCUCUCCAAACGAGUUGACGAUGCAGCGAAGAUUCUCCCCGGAUUUGGGGGCCUUUUAUCCCUUAUGACUGAACCGAAUGAUGAGCUGCACCGUGCGCAGGGAAAGUUCCAACGGACUCUAGAGAGAUUGAGACGAAUUUGCAUCAAGGUCCUGGACGGAGAGGCAAAAGACCAACACCAUGCAAUAAUAUCGCUACUAAUGGUGAUCUCAACAGCUCUGGAAGGCGCGUUCAAGCAGAACCCAAAUAAGGACGUCUUGACCGCAUCCCUCGAUUCACUGUUUGUCCUCGCACGCAUGCGGCUUAAAUGCAACGACCCGGACACUUACACGCCCACUCUCGACCUCCUCAACCAUGCCAUCGUCCUUCUGGACUCUACCCCCGACCAUAUGAACGCCAUCCCGAUUUCUACACGUGCCAACUACAUCCGAUGCAUCUCUGGGGCGUAUCAUAACCUGGCUGGCUCGCUGUAUCAAAGCUCCAAGUACGGGGGUGCAGUACGUUUUCUGAAAGAAGGAUGUUCACUCGGUGCACGUGCACUCCACGUACGAGCGGGUGCGAUGGAGGACAGCGGAGAGGAUGACGAACGGGAAGAAGGGUGGAAACAACUCGAGGAACAGUUAUUUAGGAGGUGGGAGCUACUUGCGGUGUGCUAUUCGAAGAUGGGAGAUCGGAAGCUCGCAUGUGAUGCGUUUGUAGAGAGUGUAAAGGCCUUUCCAUAUGGCUCAUCCGGCCUAGAGGUGGCUAGGUCGACAACACCGACUAGCGCUUUCAACGCGAAUCCAAGCACGAGGCAGCUAGGUGCAAUAAUUGACAGGUUCACCUACGCAGCAACAUGCGAACUUUUUCUCCCUCCGAGCGAAGUUAGCCUCCUUACCUCACUGAAGCCGGGUGCUCUUAGGGGUGAAGUCCUAGGUCUGCUGCUCGAGCGUCAAAUCUCGACUCUCGAACCUUGCCUUCGGAAAGACGGUGUGCAGACUAUUGUAUGCGCGCUGUUGCAAGAUGCUCUUGCAGCGUAUCAGGCCACCGAUCUUCCGUUGUGCAGGAUUAGAGUCCUCCUGAAGUGCAUGGAGUUCCUGUGGAAGAGGAACGCCAACGAUGGGGAAAAUCACUGGACCGCGGAACGCCUGGGCGAAGAAGGUCUACGCCUGCUCACUGUUGAGAACCUUGGGCACGACACCGCGUUUGCCUCAUUGCGUGUACAAUACACUGUGGCAAUUCAUCUUUGGCUCAGCCUCUUCGCAUAUCGCAGCGCAGAGUCAUCGAUGAUUUCGACCGUGUCAUAUCAUGUAGAGGAGGCAUGUAGCGUCCUGCGCGGGCUCAUUCCCAACUCUCCCAGUGAAACAAAUCCCAAGACGAAGCGAUCACCCGUGCAGGCGAAGAAGUUACCUAAGGCAGUUGCGCCUGCGAAGAAGUCGACGAGAGCUGCAAGUGUGCGUACGACGAACAAGGCCAGAACUCAGAAUCCUGUUACACCCCGUCCACGUAAAGCUCUCGAGAACGUGUCUAAUGUCAUUCAAAGUACACCGCCGAAGGAGGCUGCCGCACUUGGUGUUCAGAAAGCGGCGAUCGUUUUUGACCUCGAGUCAGUUAUCAGUCAACUUCAAAUGAACAUGCAUUUGCUUGGACUUCUGGGUCUGGUCUUAUUGAAGAUCAAACUCCUGGAUGCUCUGAAGCGCAUCUGUGAGCGUCAACUCGUCAUAUCCGCUGACUUGUACAUCACGAUCUGCGUUGAUCUCGCGUCAGAGUAUGUCAAAUUGGGCAAGACGAAGCGGGCCAAUUCUAUCUUUGCACGGAGUUCGGCGGCGCUGAAAUUGAAUGAUGUUUCCGACGAGAUACGUAUCAGAUAUUUGUUAAGAUAUGCAGAAAUUUUGGCCCUCGGAAAUAAUGUUCCUGGAAGUGCCUCUUCGUACUGUGAAGCCAUGGGUUUGUCGGAAUCUUUUCCCCCUGAAGACAAAGUUCUACCGACUGCUGAACGGAUAAAGCUACGUGCCGGACGGCUCGAGCAGGCGGCGAUGGCUUGCAGAGUCUCCGCUGCCAUUCAGUAUUCCAGGAACAACGUAGUUGGCGCUUUAGAAUGCACGUUGCAGUCGUUGCGACUGUGGAAUCGUGCGGUGGACACGCUAUCUCGAUUAAGCCAGCCUCCCGCCAAACCCACCAAGGCAACCGAUGAUACAAACCCAUUUGAGGCUACCCCUACAGCAUCCGCCAGCGAUACUCCGUCCAAUAAUCACCCGAGAUCAUUAGGCCAGAAACGUUUAAUGGACGGGAUAGAGUGGCGAAUGGUUGAAGGACUACUCUCAACGCUGUUGACGCUCUCUCAUGCUUACUUUACUCGUGGCUCUUCCCGCGAAGCCGAGUACUUUGCUCAGCAAGCACAGGACCUCGCCGAGUCCGUUAACGCCCCGACUAUGGCUGCUCGUGCGCUGAUGCGUAAGAGUGAGAUCCAAUUAUACCAGAGGCAGCUAGAUGCAGGACGGAACAGCUUGGCCAAGGCUGCGGAGUUGCUGCAAGAUCUGCCAGGUGUGGAUGCGGCCGAUAUGAGGAGGCUGAAUGGAGAUUGGAAUCGGCUGAAUGCGCAAGCCGAGGACGCCAGAGACCUCUACGUGGAAGCAUCUGCAAUGCUUGGGGAACUAGAGGGGAUGCUGGCGUCCUUUGAUGGCAGUCGCAGGAAAUCCAGCGUGACGUUGUCGCCACAAGCUGCCUUAGCCACCACCGGACAGGGAGCAAUAGUCUCUACUUUGCUGUCCGACAUUCUCCGCCAUCAUAUCUGGUUAUUACGCGAUGACGGAGAUGCUAUACUCAAGGAUCUGAUAGAGCGACUCGUAGCUUUGCCCGCUUCCCAAGACACGAAAGGAGAAGAGCAUGCACUCAUGGGGAAACUUACCCUGCAUAGCGUCUACGAGCAAUUCCGUUCAGAUAUGUUCCUGAGUUCCUUGGCUGAAUCUACGAUCGCCUUGCCGAUGGGCAUGACAAGCGACCGAGUCGUAUCGCUCUCACCUUCAACCCAAGAUAUCUUGGGUGCUUUGGACAACGCAGAAAAACUCUUUUGGGCUGACCUCGCGCUGACCGCGGAUCGGGGGAGCGUCCCCCACGUCCGCGAAACCACGGUAAACCUUGCGCUCGUCAAAGCACUUCAGACAUCCCUUGGAAAGGGGGGAAAGGACGGACCUAUUAUAGCCGCUCGCCUUCUUGAUGCGUCAUCCGCAAUUACUCUCCGCCGUGAAAUGCUAGAGGCAAUCCAGUAUAAAUUCCCCAGCAUGCAGAAUGACGAUCUUGAAUGGCCCUUAAUGACGUCCAGCGGUUCCCCACUACCUCGGAAGAGACCAUCUAACGUUCGACGGUUGGGGUCGUCCAGCUCUGAAGAAGUAUCUGACAAUGACGAUGACCCGAAUGCGACCAUGAAGGCAUACUGGGAUUCUAUCCGCAAGACAUAUGCAGAGCAGACUUCUGACGCUUCCUUGCUAUCGACCACGACCAUGUCAGAGUUUCCACCUCAUUGGACCGUCGUGCAUAUCAGCCUCACGCCUGACAAGAGUACCCUCUUUAUCUCUCGGGAGAACGUGUCUUCUGAGCCGUUGAUGUUCUGUGUGCCUCUCAAAGGUCGACGCGAAUCGGACGAAGACGAACACCUUACGUUUGACGAUGCUGUGAAGGAGCUGGCUGAGAUCAUCCGCUUGAGCGACCAAGGAACACGUAACGCUGUCAACGUACGAAAUGAUGAUCCACAGGCAAGGACUGCUUGGUGGGCGGAGCGUAAUACCCUGGAUAAAAGGAUGAAGGAGCUGCUAGAGAACAUAGAGUUUUGCUGGUUGGGCGCAUUCAAGACCAUCCUUAGUCCUGUAUCACCUAUUUCGGCCGUGCUCAUCGCUGACCUCCGUACCCGUCUCGAGAAGGUGUUCAAGCGUAUCCUUCCCCCCAUAGACAAGAAGCAGAAGCAGAUUCCUCGCUUAUCUGAUGUACUCCUCGACUGCUUCUCUUCCCUGAGUCCGAAGUGUCGUGAUGAAGAGCUUGAAGACUUGCUCUUCUUCAUCCUGGACCUGUACACAUUUCAUGGCAUCCCUGUCGCUAUCGCAGACAUAGACGUAGAUCAGGUCAUGGUGGAUCUUCGCUGUGCGCUGGAGGAGCAUGCCACACUCAAGAACAAGGGAGGGAGGGAUAGCUCAGCUCGUAUAGACGACUCCCACAUGUUCCUCGUCCUGGACCACAAUGUACUGGGUAUUCCUUGGGAGUCGAUACCGGUCUUGAGGGGCCAGAGCGUGAGCCGUAUCCCGAGCGUAGCGUUCUUGCUUGACCGCGUUCGGCUUGCGUCUGCAGAGAACCGAUCCGGGGGUGUUGUAGAUCGAAUAUCCGUGGAUUCACGCAAGACAUUCUUCGUGCUCAACCCCAGUGGGGACUUGAAAGGGACUGAGGGGCGAUUCAAACCAUGGCUCGAGCAGAUGCGGAGUGUAGGCUGGGAGGGUGUCAUUGGACGUCCACCAAGCGAACAGCAGUUCUUGGAUGCCCUUGCGCGGAAAGAUCUGGUAGUAUAUUUCGGGCAUGGAGGAGGGGAACAAUAUGUACGAUCGCACAAAAUCCGGCACUUGCAGCGCUGCGCAGCAACGAUGCUGUGGGGUUGCUCCAGCGGGUCACUGAAGGAGAUGGGCGAUUUCGACAGAGUUGGCACCCCGUUCAAUUAUAUGCUUGCUGGAUGCCCUUUACUAGUGGCUAAUCUCUGGGACGUAACAGACCGUGAUAUCGACAAGUUCUCACAAGCAGUUUUUGACUCGUUGAGAUUGACACCGACUCGUGGGGAGGAGCAGGGUGUGUCGGUAGUUACGGCGAUUGCACAUGCCCGGGAAGCUUGCAAACUGAAGUAUCUCACUGGCGCUGCACCAGUUGUAUAUGGGAUUCCGUUCUACCUCUAACGUUGCCCGCCCUAAUUUAUGUGCCACUAUUUGAAUCUACAAAUUGCAUUGAUUUUAUGUCCUAAGAACUUCGAUCUUUCUGUAAGGGGCACCCACAUCAACCUCCG
Messenger RNA from Suillus paluster, 6381 nucleotides. RefSeq names its product peptidase family C50-domain-containing protein. Lineage: Eukaryota; Fungi; Basidiomycota; Agaricomycetes; Boletales; Suillaceae. The transcript is spliced from 20 exons. Gene Ontology annotation, molecular function: cysteine-type endopeptidase activity; protein binding. The record is from RefSeq and is a predicted model, not a curated record. Gene Ontology annotation, biological process: meiotic chromosome separation; proteolysis. Gene Ontology annotation, cellular component: centrosome; mitotic spindle; mitotic spindle pole body. Bases 68 to 6274 code for a protein of 2068 amino acids.